This is a messenger RNA of Chondrus crispus (carragheen), 531 nucleotides long. RefSeq lists its product as hypothetical. The record is from RefSeq and is a predicted model, not a curated record. NCBI's taxonomy places the organism in Eukaryota, Rhodophyta, Florideophyceae, Gigartinales, Gigartinaceae. The transcript has a single exon. Bases 1 to 531 code for a protein of 176 amino acids.
AUGCUCAGACAUCUCCCCGCCGCCAUCUCUUUCGACAUCGCCGCCACCAAGAAGAUCCCAAAGAGCUGGCCCGCUAUCGGCGACUAUCUUUCCCAGCAAGUCGGCCAUUCCUUCCCCGUACUUGCUUUGUUGAACCACUCGAGGGCCGUCAGGGCUAUUGCCGGCUGUAUUUGCCUCAACUUGGACGCCAUCGUUUGCGGCAUCGAGUCCGACGCCAAGUACCUCAUGGGCAUAGUCUUCGCCGGCGUUAAUCGCAACAGGCUCAUGGCCAAGGAGUUCCGCAAGAUGACCAAGCUCAUGGUUGAUUACUACGACGAGGACUGCAUCAACGCCGUCUACGAGUUUUCCAAGGAGGACACCGAUUUCUCAGUCGAUUUCAUGGACGCCCUCACCGACUCGGCCUUGAGGGACACUCCCUUGUCCGAGAUGCAGGUCCGCAUGCUAUACAUCGCAAAGGCCAGUUCAUAUGCCCCCACGAGGACAACCCAGGCCGUCGUCGACUCUACAAAGGCCCCGUGCUUCAAAAUAUAA